Eurytemora carolleeae is the source of this 3581-nucleotide messenger RNA. RefSeq names its product myoneurin. The record is from RefSeq and is a predicted model, not a curated record. Bases 268 to 1416 code for a protein of 382 amino acids. Gene Ontology annotation, biological process: regulation of transcription by RNA polymerase II. Gene Ontology annotation, molecular function: RNA polymerase II transcription regulatory region sequence-specific DNA binding; DNA-binding transcription factor activity, RNA polymerase II-specific. Lineage: Eukaryota; Metazoa; Arthropoda; Copepoda; Calanoida; Temoridae. Gene Ontology annotation, cellular component: nucleus. The transcript is spliced from 3 exons.
UGUGUGAACAAUUUUUUUUUUUAAAUGAAAAUAAUAUCUGGAAAAUUUAAGCUAAUCAGAUAUUUUUUUUAACAAUUUUGAAAAAUCAAAGAAUAAUUGUCCAUAUCUGUCAGAACUUAAAAAAGAUUACUUGCUGCAGCUAGAGAGUAUUAGUAGAGGCAGUCCUCAUCAAUACCCAUUUAUUUCUGUUUCUGGAAAUCUUAGAAAUUGAUCAAUUAUUGAUUACUUUUAUACUUCGGAAAUUUGUAAUACAAUAUUUCAGAGAGAAUGGAUGGAGAAAUUAAAGAAAUAAAAAUGAAGAAUAUUGAGAUUAAAGAAAAGAUUGAGGAAGAAAUCCUUCCAUCCUCUACUGUAGAGGAUACAUGUACUUUAGAGGAUGCAUGUACAGUAGAUGAUACAUGUACUGUAGAGGAUACAUGUACUGUAGACGAUACAUGUACUGUAGAGGAUACAUGUUCUGUUUAUAUAAAGGAAGAAGACGUCAAGGUUGAAAUCAUGGAAGCCCAAGAGGUUGAAGAUAGCCUACAACCUGUUUCAAAGAAAACCUUAAAACGUAAACAUGAAGGAGUGGGAUUUCCUUGUGAUGAUUGCGAAUAUGUUGCAACUAUAGCAAGGAAUCUUAAAAGACAUAUUGAAAUUAAACACAUUGGAGUAAGAUAUUCUUGUGAGAAAUGUGAGUUCACUGCAACUACAGUUAGUGAUAUCAGAAGACAUUGUAAGAAUGUACAUGACGGGGUGAGAUAUCCUUGUGAUAAAUGUGAAUACAUUGCAAAUGUUGCAAAUAGUCUUAGAAUUCAUAUUGAGAGUAAACAUGAAGGAAAGAGGUAUCCCUGUAAUCAAUGUGAUUACGUUGCAGUUACAUCGCGUUCACUAAGAAGACAUGUUGAAAGUAAGCAUGAUGUAGUGACAUAUUCCUGUGAUAGGUGUAAAUACACUGCAACACAAGCAAGUAAUCUCACCAGACACAUUGAGAGUAAGCAUGAUGUAGUAAUAUAUCCAUGUGAUAAAUGUGACUAUACCGCAUUUUCAGCGAAAAGGAUUAAACACCACAUUCAGAGUGAACAUGAAGGUUUAAGGUAUCCUUGUGAUAUAUGUAAGUACGCUGCCACAAGCGCUAAUACCCUUAAAUGCCAUAUUGACAGUAAACACGGAGGAGUGAGAUAUCCUUGUAAUAAAUGUGAGUAUUCUGCGACUCAAGCAGGUCAUCUUAAAAGCCAUAUUGAGAGUAAACAUGAAGGAGUAAGAUAUCCUUGCAUUAAAUGUGAGUACGCAGCCACAACAUCAAGUGGUCUCCGAAGACAUAUGAAAAUUAAACAUGAUGGAGUUAGAUAUCCUUGUGAUAAAUGCAAGUACUCUGCAACAAGAGCAGAUCAUCUUAAACUACACAUAGAACUCAAGCACGGAGAAGUAAAAUAAUCUUGUAAUUAAUAAAACCACUCUUUAUUUUCCUUAGUUGCAGGUUUAAGACACAAACUGGGAGGGGUUUAGGUCCAAUAUAAGUGAUUUAAAUGAAAAUCGUUUAUACGAUGUAUUUUGCCGAAAGUUUUUCCUUAAGCGGCAACUUCCAAAGGGUAUUUUCCCAAGUGGCAACUUCCCAACUGUGUAUUCAGCCUGCGGCGUCUCAGAAGACUUAACCUAAAUGCAUUCUAGAAUAUAGAAUAUUUCAGAGAAAAUGGCCGAAAACUUAAAGGAGGAAAUAAAGAUAGAAAACGUUGACAUUAAAGAAGAAAUCCUUAUAUCCUCUACUGUAGAGAAUACAUGUAAUGUCUAUAUGAAGGAGGAAGAUAUAAAGAAUGAAUCCCAAGAUCUUGUAAAUAAGAGAGAUCCUCUUCCAUCUUUAGAGAAGAAGAAGAAGAAAUUAGAAGAAAAACGAUAUCAGUGUGAUAAAUGUGAGUAUUCUGCAACUAGAACAAAUCAUCUUAAAAGACAUAUUGAGAGUAUGCAUGAGGGGGUGAGAUAUCCUUGUGACAAAUGUGAGCACACUGCAACUGCUGCAAGUGACCUUAAGAAACAUAUUGAGAUAAAGCAUGAUGGAGUGAGAUAUCCUUGUCAUGAAUGUGAGUUUGCUUCAACCUCAGCACAGAGUUUAAAAAUACAUAUUGAGAGUAAACAUGUCGGGGUGAUCUAUUCCUGUGAUAAGUGUGACUACACUACAACAUCAACUAACUAUCUUAAAAGACACGUUAAGAAUAAUCAUGAAGGAGUGAAAUAUACCUGUGAUCAAUGUGAAUUCGCUUCAACUACAAUAAGGGUUCUUAAAAUACAUAUUGAGAGUAAACAUGAAGGAGUGAGAUAUCCCUGUGACCUAUGUGAGUUCGCUGCAACUAGGUCAAAUCAUCUUAAAAGUCACAAAGAGAAUAUACACAAAGGAAUGAGAUAUCCUUGUGAUAAAUGUGAGUACGCCGCAUCUGGCCUAGGCAAUCUAAGAAAACAUAUUGCGAAUAAACACGAAGGAAUUAAACAUCCAUGUGACAAAUGUAAGUUUGCUGCGGCUACAAAAAGUUCACUUAAGAAACAUAUUGAGAGAAAGCAUGCAAAAUGAAAUAUCCUUGUGACAAGUGGAAGUAUUCGGCCCCAAAAACAAUCCAUCUAACAAUCCAUGUAAACAUGAAUGAGUUUGAUAUCCAUUUAUUGAUUUAUCUACGAUGUAAUCUAUAUAUAAUAUACCUACCAAGACAAGCUGAAAGAAUUAGGCUUACCCUCCCUAGAGGAGAGAAGAAGAAGAGGUGACAUGAUACAAACCUGGAAAAUAUUGCACCAGCAUGAUGAUGUUUGCGAAAAAACCUGGUUUACUAGGUUAAAUUCAGCCUCUACAGUUAGCACAAGGUUGAAUUCAUCUAUAUUCAACCUGGAGAUGAAGAGAACAAACCUGGACAUAAGAAAAAACUUUUUUUCUAUUAGAGUUGUUAAAGGCUGGAACCAACUGCCUGAGGCAGUAAAGGGGUCCACGACCCUUUAUGCUUUUAAAAACAGUUAUGAUGAGCAUAGAAAUGCAGCCAUGGAUCCAGAACAAUAAAUGAUGACCUGACCCGCCACUUCAUUCUUGCAUGAUGCAGGACCUUGGCGGAGAAACUAUCAACGUAUCAACGUAUCAACGUAUUUAUAUUUUGCUUGCCCGUAUUUUUGUAACCGAUAAACGUUAAAGGGGCUAAACCGAUCUGGCCUAAUUUUUUUGUGGGGCCUCGCUUAAUCCCAGGCAAGGUUUAUGGAUGGUUAGAAAUGAGUAAAAUUGCCUUAACAAAUUUCGAUUUUUCUAAAUCCAUGAAAAAAAAUCGAUAAUUGUGUAAUAAUUAGAAGUUAAGAUUAAAGCCUUGUAACAUGUAUUUUGAUCGAUUUACGCUAAUUUUGAUUACUUUUUAUUAGAUUCUUUUUGCUUUAUUAUUAAAUCUUUAUAACCUUAGUGUCCAAUAUCAAGUUUAAUCAACUCUGAAAAGAUAUUCAAAAUCUGCGUGCAGAGAUUGCAGAUUGUUAUAAAGUUAAAUUCUGCACUUGUUUCAAUGGCUUUGAAACCCUUUACAAAUACACAUAAUUUAAUUAUUUACAAGUUUAGGUUUCUUUACAAUUAAAUGCAAUAUUUCAGA